This is a messenger RNA of Cooperia oncophora, 339 nucleotides long. The record is from the annotation of a GenBank genome assembly. Lineage: Eukaryota; Metazoa; Nematoda; Chromadorea; Rhabditida; Trichostrongylidae.
AUGGGAGAAACACGUCUGACAGGAUUCCAAAUAACCGCUGAAGAACUUCGUGGAUCACCAUUGGCGCCAAAUUUGUUACCAUUGUUGAUGAAUUUUCGCUUGUUUGGUAUUCCACUGGAGUUUGUUAACCUUCUCGUCGCUCUCGUUGCCUACGCCUGUACAUACCCAGCAGUUUUUUGGCGUGUCUCUAAAGCAUUCAGCUUGAUCUUCUCUUUUCAUAUGGUCAUUCAUUGUGCCGCCGUUAUCUGGGGAUACUUAGGGUUCAGCAUUCUAUUCAGAAUCCAGGAAACCAAUUACAACAGUCUUCGCCCUGUUGGACUUGGUAAGUACACGUUAUAA